CCGGUAGCAUAGAAGAUGGCAUUGAAAUAGUUAUAGUCGGUUUAGUUGCACUAGUGCUGUUGGCCUGUACAGACAGUUAGUACCUAACAUCCCAAGUCUAGACGAGGGUCCAGAGGGAAUUCUCGAAGGUCAUAUUGAUAGGAAGUGCAAUGAUGUAUUUCCCGUGGGUAAGCUUAAUUAUGAUAGUAGUGACGGCUACUGCAUCGGCAGAACCCUUUAAACCCUUCGAAUGCGUAGGGGAAAUGGAUAUCAACAGCACCGAGGCUGCUUUGAAAAGUACAUUAUUUUGUAGUACAAGCUAUAAUCCUCGGUAUCGACCAGUCAAGUAUCAACAGGACCGCCUAGCAAUGUAUAUUGGUGCUGAAGUGAUCAAUGUAGAGCGAACGCGGCAUGACGAAACAAAACUGGAAGUAACAUUAGAACUAUUGAUGCAAUGGUAUGAUGCUUUUUUACAUUGGAACAAACGAUCCAUUGACAAUAUCGAAACCAUUAACGUUUCGGAACACAACCUGUGGACACCAACGUUUGCAGUUAAAUCUUUCCAAAAAUCAACACGUGUUCAGAGUACAAAACAAUGUUCUAACGUUAAAUGUCACCUCAGCUAUGAUGGAGAAGUGAUCUAUUCCGUUCUAUGUACGUUUGUAGUGGAUUGUUAUGCUGAACCACGAUAUUGGGCCUUUGAUACAAAGAUCUGCACGCUACGUAUCUACUCUUCCGAGUACGAUACCAACCAGUUGUCACUGUUCCACUUUCAGCGUCGUCUAUCAUAUCCUAGCUACCCAUUGCUGCCGUACAAAAUUACUUCAUUCCAGAUGGCCACAGUCAAUAGUACAAUGAGUCCUGAGUUUCGCAUGGACAUAGCCAUCGAACGGAUGAUCGGAUCACAUCUUGUAGUAUUCAUUAUGUUGAUUAUGCUUCUUGUUCUGUUCAAUCUUCUUACUCCUUGGAUAUGGAUUAUGUCGAGUGCUCGAGCCAUUACAUGCAUAUUAACCGUUGUCUCGCAUAUUCUUUACAUGAUGCUGCUCUAUUGGUACGGCUCAAUGAAGAUGAAGCCGGUCCUUUCGCUUGCACAUAUGUUGCUCUGUUCAUUCCUUUUGGCAGUUUUUAUUUCUGCCUGGACAUAUUAUGCCAGGUCUCAGAAUAAUCGAUUCGAACCAACAAUUUUGCAGCAACGUGGAUUAAUUCAUUUUGUGUGCAUGUUAAGAAAAAAUCGACUUCUUAGUGUGGUUCUAUCUGUUGGAUACUUCAAUCACUGUAGCAAACAGAUCGAGCAGCUCUCACGUGAUUGGGACGAGGCUCGCACCGAUAAUACUGGAGAAUAUUCGUCGAGAGUCCAUCAAGUGAACGAUACUGAUGAUACUGAUGAACACAACACGGGUGGGGAUCAGCGGGUCAUCGAGUUGAAUUUACUAAUGCAAGCGUUCGAUCGAAUUUUGUUUUGUACUAUGAUAACUGCCUAUACGAUAUUAUUUUUCAUUUAUGCUAUCUAAUUGCGAGUAGAACCAAUCGUGUUCAAAAUACGAGUAGCAUAAGUAAAGGAAGAAAGAGCGCAUAACAAUAUAAACAAUUUAGAAUUUUCCCAAACAUAUAACCCCCAUACGAGAUAUUUAAAAUUAAUUACUUCCAGAACCUAAGAAUAGUGUUCAAUCCUGUUCGAAAAUCAUAUCAAUUCUCUGAUUUUAAGGUUGAGUCAAGGCAAGUUAAUAAAAAAAAAAAUCUGUACCAUGGCUGUUUACCGUCCCAGAGUAUUAAACAACAAAAACUACAAAAUGCAUGUUACAUUAAUAUUUUUUA
Anopheles darlingi is the source of this 1794-nucleotide messenger RNA. RefSeq lists its product as uncharacterized. The record is from RefSeq and is a predicted model, not a curated record. Gene Ontology annotation, biological process: monoatomic ion transmembrane transport; chemical synaptic transmission; nervous system process. The transcript is spliced from 6 exons. Bases 150 to 1490 code for a protein of 446 amino acids. Lineage: Eukaryota; Metazoa; Arthropoda; Insecta; Diptera; Culicidae. Gene Ontology annotation, molecular function: transmembrane signaling receptor activity; neurotransmitter receptor activity; extracellular ligand-gated monoatomic ion channel activity. Gene Ontology annotation, cellular component: membrane; synapse; neuron projection.